Orbilia oligospora ATCC 24927 is the source of this 297-nucleotide messenger RNA. RefSeq lists its product as uncharacterized. The record is from RefSeq and is a predicted model, not a curated record. The coding region runs from base 1 to 297 and encodes 98 amino acids. Gene Ontology annotation, cellular component: nucleus; septin ring. Gene Ontology annotation, molecular function: protein tag activity; ubiquitin-like protein ligase binding. The transcript is spliced from 2 exons. Gene Ontology annotation, biological process: protein sumoylation. NCBI's taxonomy places the organism in Eukaryota, Fungi, Ascomycota, Orbiliomycetes, Orbiliales, Orbiliaceae.
AUGUCGGACUCUUCUCCUCCACCACAGAAGAACGAGGGACCAUCUGAGGGAGCUAGCGAGCACCUUAACAUUAAGGUGACUGAUAACAACAACGAGGUCUUCUUCAAGAUUAAGCGAUCCACGCAGCUAAAGAAGUUGAUGGACGCGUUUUGUGAGCGUCAGGGGAAGUCUCCUACCACCGUCCGAUUUCUCUUCGAUGGCUCGAGAGUACAGCCAGGCGAUACGCCCGAUACUCUCGACAUGCAAGAUGGUGACACCCUCGAAGUUCAUCAAGAACAGAUCGGAGGCUCUUGGUAG